CUGGUUCAGUCCUAUUCCAAAGAUCAUUCUCUCUAUCUUUCAUUUGCCUAUUAUCUCACAUUUCCUUGUUCCUCGAACCAUCUUCAUACUUUCUCUUGACUUGUGCACUUCAUCAACAGUCAAAGUCUUGAGGACAUCAAUUAUAGCUUAUGGAGGUGACCAACCUUGUUGUCUUGCCAGCAGUUUUGGCAUUCUGUCUCCUUUGCCUACAUUUCAUCAAUAAAAUUAGACUCAGAAAGCAUCCAAACCCGCAUCUUCCUCCUGGAAGAUUUGGGUGGCCUAUUGUUGGAGAAACCUUUGAGUUUAUGCGUUCAUGUCUUGAAGGAAACAGUUCAAGGUUCAUACAAGAGAGAAUGGAGAAAUAUGACUCAAGGGUGUUCAAGACUUUGUUGUUUGGAAAUCCUAUGGCUGUGUUUUGCGGGCCAGCAGGGAACAAGUUCCUAUUCAGCAAUGAGAACAAGAAUGUCCAAGUGUGGUGGCCUAGUUCUGUAAAGAAGCUGUUAAGGUUGUCCCUUGUUAACAAGGUUGGUGACGAGGCUAAGGUGGUCAGAAAGUUGCUCAUGAGCUUUCUUAAUGCAGAAACACUCAGAAAUUACUUGCCAAAAAUGGAUACCAUUGCUCAGCGCCAUAUAGACACAUAUUGGAAAGGAAAGGAGCAGGUGUUUGUCUAUCGCAUAGUAAAUCUAUACACGUUUGAAUUGGCUUGUUGCUUAUUUUUAAGCAUGGAAGACUCUGACCACUUAUCAAAGCUUUCAUUAAAAUUUGAUGAAUUUCUAAAAGGGAUGAUUGGCUUCCCCCUCAACAUUCCUGGAACAAAGUUUCAUCGUUCAAUGAAAGCUGCAGAUGCAAUAAGAAAAGAAAUUAAAAUGAUUCUAAAGAAAAGGAAAGUGGAUUUGGAGGAGAAGAGGGCAUCACCUACUCAAGACCUUCUAUCACACAUGCUUGUUACAUCUGACACCAAUGGAAGGUUUAUGACAGAAAUGGAAAUUAUUGAUAAUAUACUUCUUCUUCUUUUCGCUGGCCACGAUACUUCUAGAUCAGUGUUAUCAUUGGUUAUGAAGUAUCUUGGACAGUUGCCUCAGGUUUAUGAACAUGUGUUGAAAGAACAACUUGAAAUUAGUGAAGGGAAAGAGGCAGGGAAGUUGUUGCAAUGGGAAGAUGUUCAGAAAAUGAAAUACUCUUGGAAUGUUGUAUCUGAAGGUAUGAGGCUAUCCCCGCCAGUGAGUGGUGCUUACAGAGAAGCUAUAAAGGAUUUCCCCUAUGCUGAUUAUAACAUCCCUAAAGGGUGGAAGUUGCAUUGGAGCACUAGUUCAUCACACAAGGAUCCAACACUGUUCUUGAAUCCCGAAACUUUUGAUGCUUCAAGAUUUGAAGGGGAAGGACCUACACCCUUUUCAUAUGUUCCAUUUGGAGGUGGCCCCCGAAUGUGUUUGGGGCAAGAGUUUGCUAGACUAGAGAUCCUUCUGUUUAUGCAUCAUAUCGUGAAACGGUUCAAGUGGGAUUUGGUGAUUCCUGGGGAGAAGUUCAAGUAUGAUCCCUUGCUAGAACCAGAAAAAGGACUUGCAAUUCGACUUCAUCCUUCCCAUUGAUUAGAAGCUUCCUGAGUAGUCAUCUUAUAGUGCUAUAUUUGAAUAAAACUUCUUGCUACAUUGAUUAGAAGCUUUUUGUUUCUGCUUCCAUGAUUAUAUGAAAUAUUGGAUUUUGUUGAAAAUAUCAUGUCAGACUAGUAAUAUAGUUUAAGUAGUGUUUAUACAUAAGAGAUAAUUCUCACAUUACUUGCUGAUUUUAUAAAAACUUGAGCUCCAAGAAUUUCAAUUGAA
This is a messenger RNA of Cajanus cajan (pigeon pea), 1820 nucleotides long. Lineage: Eukaryota; Viridiplantae; Streptophyta; Magnoliopsida; Fabales; Fabaceae. The record is from RefSeq and is a predicted model, not a curated record.